AUGGGGCAGCUGGAGCAGCUGGGGUUUGAGAAGCAGCAUCCCGAGGAGGACCUGGGAAGAGCCAAUUUUACAGCUCGAUCCAAGCCAUUUGCUGUCAUGCCUGUGACUAGGAAGGAGAGCUCAACCAUCAUUCUGGCUACUUCUCUGAGCUCCGUGGUCUCAUGGCUGGCUCUCAGCUGUCUGGUGUGCUGCUGGUUUAAAAAAAGCAAAAGGAGAAAAACAAAACCUGAAGAGAUUCCUGAAUCCCAGACUGAUGAUCAAAAGAAUCACAUUCACAUCCCAUCCAAACGCCGAAGAUCACAAACAGAGACUGAAAAAGAAGACACCACGAUAGGAGAAGAUAUGAGGAUGAAAGUCAUGCUGGGCAAGCUGCACCAGCUCCCCCAGCAGUCAUUGAACGGAGUGUCCAGAAGGAAGGUUAGCCGCUGUGCUGUCCCAGGGGAAGAGGCUGCGGCUCCUGCUCCCAUUAUUACCAGCGUCACCUCUCAUGGGCACACCUGCACUCCAGCCUCUCCUGCUCGACAGGUGUACCUGCAGGAGACUGGGAACUGGAAGGAGGCCCAAGAGCAGUUGCUCAGAUACCAGCUGGCAGGCCAAGAUCAGCUGCUGCUGCUAUGCCCAGACCUCAGACCAGAAAGGCAGCAGUCACAGGGGCAGAGCCAGCUGAACAAGGAAAGUGGCAGCGUGGGACUUUCUCAGAAGAAAGCCUCCUGUGGUGCCACCGAGGCUUUCUGCCUUCAUUCAGUACACCCAGAAACUAUUUAGGAGCAGCUGUGAUCAAGGGGAAGUGGUGUGGGCAUUUGGUCUGAAAGGAAGAAUGUUCAAAUAUUUCUGGAUAAUCAGCAGGGGAGGUGAUGACCGACCUGCAGGGACAACUAAGAAGGAAGAAUGUGAAUUCUGAAUCCCCUUUUCUACUUUAAAAUGGAAGACAGCCAUAUAAAUGCUUGCAGACUUAAA
Messenger RNA from Galeopterus variegatus (Sunda flying lemur), 957 nucleotides. RefSeq names its product fibrocystin-like. NCBI's taxonomy places the organism in Eukaryota, Metazoa, Chordata, Mammalia, Dermoptera, Cynocephalidae. The coding region runs from base 1 to 765 and encodes 254 amino acids. The transcript is spliced from 4 exons. The record is from RefSeq and is a predicted model, not a curated record.